AUGGAACUGUUCCAAAAGUUAUUUUGUGCUGCCUUAUUAGCCUUACUUCCAUCUCUAUGUAUCGCAAAUAAUGAAUACACACCGCGACCGUAUUGUGGAUUAACAAAAAACAUUAAGAUAGGCCUUAUUGAACAACCUUGCGGCACGCCUAUUCCACGAAAUACAACUUCCACGAAUGUCGAUUUAUGUAGGGACACAAUGAGAAUGCGAUCAACCAUGAAAAUCCAAGUCCGUAACAUGUACAACAAAUACAGGAACUACAUUUCUAAUCAGUCCAGACCAAACCGAUUUCAACACAUAAAUACUUGCUUACCGACAAGAGCAUCGCUAAAUGUUACCAGGACAUUGAGAGACUUACAGAUCUACGUUCUAGGAUUAUCGUGCAUAGGAGAGGCUAUGAAUUAUCGUGGAAUUUUCCAUUCAUCGGAAUCAUGGAUAAUGGUUGGGCGUUUCCGUGAACCUUCCGACUCUGUUUGGCUACCACAAGAUUUUCAUGGUCAUGAAAUGUUGAAUUUUUGUUCAGAAACUAAGUAUUGGUCAGGCUUUCAUGUGACAACUUCGAAUGUUUCAAUGAGAUUUCUGGAAAGAGUUAUAGAUGGUUGA
Molecule: messenger RNA, 603 nt
Organism: Lottia gigantea (owl limpet)
Lineage: Eukaryota; Metazoa; Mollusca; Gastropoda; Lottiidae
Exons: 5
Coding region: 1-603 (200 amino acids)
Source: RefSeq, a predicted model, not a curated record